GUUGAGAUUUGGGGAAUCCGGCUCCAUCUUCCCCCCGAACAGGCCCCGGGGAUCUGCCUUCCAGGGGGAGGGAAUUCGUGCUGCGUUAAAGGACUCCGGAGCCUGGGAGGGAAAGUGGCGGGGCUUAGAAAAGCCGGGGCCGCCGUGGUUUCCUGAUGCCUGCUUUGAUGGCUCCUGCAAAGAAGGGUGGCGAGAAGAAGAAGGGCCGUUCUGCCAUCAACGAGGUGGUGACCCGAGAGUACACAAUCAACAUUCACAAGCGCAUCCACGGAGUGGGCUUCAAGAAGCGCGCCCCUCGGGCACUUAAGGAGAUCCGGAAGUUUGCCAUGAAGGAAAUGGGGACUCCCGAUGUGCGCAUUGACACCAGGCUCAACAAAGCUGUCUGGGCCAAAGGAAUAAGGAAUGUUCCAUAUCGUAUCCGAGUACGGUUGUCCAGGAAACGGAAUGAGGAUGAAGAUUCACCAAACAAGCUGUAUACCUUGGUAACCUACGUACCUGUUACCACGUUCAAAAAUCUCCAGACAGUGAAUGUGGAUGAGAACUAACUUGGAAAUAAAAUUACAGAACUGCCUUUGUACUUUGGUUUUCUUGUUUUAGUUGUGACAUACUGUGUGUAAAGGCCACCCCCAUUACGGGAUUAUCGGGUUUUCUAAAUACUGUUUCCCCACCACCACCCUGGUUCACUUGGACAGGGCCUUGGCCCUCAGGCUUCAGGGCCUGCAGUUCUGUGGGUGUUCGCACUGGUGACUUAAGUGGAGCACUGCCGAGAGGUCUCCGCAGGUGGGGAUGGAAGCGUGUGACACCGCAGGCAACAUAAGGUGAAAAGACAGAGGCGAUACAAAAAAUUUAUUAAAAACCAUGGAGGCCAACAUUGAAAGCAGUUUUGACACUUUUCAGAAGGCAUAUCCAAAGUGAAUACAACCAAAAAUAUUAAAAUGGUUUCAAUUACCAGCAUUGAAACAAAACUAGUGCA
Molecule: messenger RNA, 973 nt
Organism: Octodon degus (degu)
Lineage: Eukaryota; Metazoa; Chordata; Mammalia; Rodentia; Octodontidae
Gene: Rpl31
Product: ribosomal protein L31
Exons: 5
Coding region: 156-545 (129 amino acids)
Biological process (GO): cytoplasmic translation
Cellular component (GO): cytosolic large ribosomal subunit; ribosome
Molecular function (GO): structural constituent of ribosome
Source: RefSeq, a predicted model, not a curated record